Messenger RNA from Aspergillus fijiensis CBS 313.89, 2521 nucleotides. It is a transcript of the gene rok1, whose product is annotated as RNA-dependent ATPase ROK1. Gene Ontology annotation, cellular component: 90S preribosome. Gene Ontology annotation, molecular function: nucleic acid binding; ATP binding; RNA helicase activity. NCBI's taxonomy places the organism in Eukaryota, Fungi, Ascomycota, Eurotiomycetes, Eurotiales, Aspergillaceae. Bases 93 to 2345 code for a protein of 750 amino acids. Gene Ontology annotation, biological process: maturation of SSU-rRNA. The transcript has a single exon. The record is from RefSeq and is a predicted model, not a curated record.
AAAAGGAGCGCGCAUGUCCUUGAGUCCUUUUUAUUGAAUAACGUCAAAUCGCAUGGUCUUGUAAAAGCGCGACCGCCCCCCCCCCCCAAAAAAUGGAUGCCUUCAAGCUCUUGACAAGAGCCACCAAAUUGAAGACCGGUACCGCUAGUAGUACCCUCUCUUCAUCAACUUUGCCAUCUAAAGGCAAGGCGCAGACCCCCCAGCUCUUCCACGCCUCGGAGGCCGAGGAACUGCUGCGGAAGAAUGGUGGCGUCAGCGCCAACAAAAAGCGCAAGAGAACCCAUGCGCCGGCCGAGGCGUCGGAUUCGGAGAAUGAUGAUGACGACUUGCCGGGGUUAGACUUCUUCGGCGCGGGCAAAAGCUCUGCCUCGACGGCUAAGAAGGAGCGGGCUGCGGCGGCGAAGGAGCAGGAGGAAGUGGAGUCGGAAGAGGAAGAGGGCGAGUCGAUGGGUGAAGUACAGCGGCGCACGAUCUUGAACACCCACAAGAUCAAGGUCACGGAUAUGCGUGACCUGGAGGAGGUGCAGCAAGUGGCGGCGGCAGUGCCGCCGGCGGAGGGUGACGAGUCCAAUAAGAAGAAAAAGAAGAAGAGAAAGCAAGAAAAAGAGAAUUCCUCGUCGGCUCAACCGCUCACGAAGAAGGAGCUGAAGAAGGCACGCCAGUUGUUCCCGCAGCCUUUGGUCUCGUUCAAGGAGCUGCGCACCAGGUACAACAUCUCGCGCCGGCUGGCGGAGAACAUCGCCGAGCAAGGGUUCACGGUCCCCACGGAGGUUCAGUUGGGGAGCUUGCCUCUGUUGCUAGGGGAUCAGUCGGUUGCCCAGAAGGCGGGUACGACGGGCACUGUCGAGCCUGAUCUUCUGGUGGUGGCGCCGACGGGCAGUGGUAAGACACUGUCUUUCAUGAUCCCCGUCGUUAACAAGAUUGUCCGACACCAUCACCAGCAACAGGAGGAGCGUGGUAUCUUCGCUGUUGUUGUUGCUCCGACGAAGGAGCUUGCCAGUCAGAUCGUCAAUGAAGGACGGAAACUGGCGCUCGGAACUGGUGUCAAGAUUACUCUGAUGAAGAAGGGCAUGCGCGUUGUCGAACGCGACGAUGAGGGUGACGAUGCUAAGGGUGUUCUGGAUGAGCAGAGUGAGGAGGAAUCUUCUGGAUCCGAGGACGAGGAGCAAGAGACGGAGAAGAGCAGCAAGGGGAAAGCCCCCGUUACCAAGAGUGACAUCCUCGUCACGACGCCAUUGAUGUUGGUCAAUGCCCUCUCUGCAAACAAGACAAAACCUUUGGCGACCUUGCCUCUGGUAAGGAACAUUGUCCUGGAUGAAGCCGAUGUUCUGUUGGACCCUCUGUUCCGCGAGCAAACGCUCGAUAUCUGGCGAGCAUGCACGCACCCUGAACUUCGGGCAAGCUUGUGGUCAGCUACCAUGGGCUCUAACAUCGAAGACCUGGCCAAAUCUACUAUUAAGGAGCGCAAAGACAUGUUGAGCACGACCAAGUCUUAUCCCCUCCUCCGUCUCGUUGUGGGACUGAAGGACUCCGCUAUUCCGAAUAUCAAACACAAGCUGGUCUACGCCGCAACAGAGCAAGGAAAGCUGCUGGGACUCAGACAACUCCUCCACCCUGCGGCAGCAGCGGCUUCAGAUGUUCGUCUUCGACCUCCCUUCCUCAUUUUCACCCAGACCAUUCCUCGUGCCAUUGCCCUCCACUCCGAACUGCGCUACGACAUUCCUGCUGAAGCCGGUGGUUCCUCGCGCAUUGCCGUUCUUCACUCCGACCUGUCCGACAACCAGCGGUCCGACAUCAUGAGACUGUUCCGCAAGGGCGAGAUCUGGAUUCUUGUUACGACCGAUCUGCUAGCUCGUGGUGUUGACUUCCGAGGCAUCAAUGGGGUGGUCAACUACGAUAUCCCCAAUUCCGCCGCCGUUUACGUCCACCGUGUCGGACGUACUGGCAGAGCGGGCCGUGAAGGUGGCAUCGCCGUGACAUAUUACACCAAGGAAGAUAUUCCCUAUGUCAAGAGCAUCGCCAACGUCAUCGACGUCAGUGAGAAACUACGGGGCACCACAGAGGAGAAGUCUGUACAAAAGUGGUUGCUCGACGCUCUCCCCGACCUCAGCAAGAAGAGCAAGCAAGAGCUUAAGAAGCACGGUGUCAAGGCCCGACAAUCCAAGAAGGACGGCAAAGAGGACAAGAAGACGAGAAUCAGCACUAAGAGUGGUUACGAACGACGGAUGGAGAACAAGAGAAAGGGCGCGAUCGAAGCCAGUCGGACCAGGAAGUCCGACUCACGACCGGCCGCUGCAGAUGCUGCUGCCAGCGACAACGAGGCCUGGGAUGGUCUCGACGACUAGUCGGCAUGUUCCUGUACCAAAAGCAAAAUUUUCACAAAUCAAACUAGUACUCACUUACGAUUCCCCCCACCUCGCGAAACACCCUUACCGCAACGUUGGCCUCUUAGAUAUUCAUGUAUUAUUGUUUUUAUUCUUAUCGUCAGGCUGCUCGAUCAAAUUCCUCUUCAGCCGUAGCA